AUGGCGCGCGAAGAAGAGCUCACCGAGUACGAGCGCGAGCGACAAGCGAAAAUCGAAAGAAAUAAAGCGCUGAUGGAACGCUUGGCGCUGGCGAAGCUGGCGAGCGAGGCGGGGAUCGGUGGAGAGGGAGACGGGCCGGGCCGCGGACGAGGGCGAGGGCGCGGACGCGGCCGCGGAAGAGGACGAGGACCGAGAGUGAAGAGAGAACCGGCGAGACAGAGCUCGCGAGUGGAGAAAUUACGGAAAGAGUCGAGGCUGACGUCGUGGCGCGGCACGCGGAUCGAGCGACCGUUGAGGACGCAUUGGGCGUUUGAGGUGGACGCGGACGUGGGGAGUCUCGGCACGGCGACGGAGGAGGAUAGAGGUUUGAAUGGAAGAUUGGUGCCGAAGAAUUACUUCGUCGAAGGGUACUGCGGUGAUGAACCGUACGCGGCGUGGACGGAUGACGUGGGUUGGCACCAUUUGAUAUGGGGGAAUGAUCGUGUGAAGGAGAAUAAACGACACGUGCGAACGGAUGAGAAAGGAAGCGCGACGGCGAGCGGCGCGGCGGUGAUCAUUUUGCAAGAGUGCGCAAGACGUCGGCGGCGACUUUACGAAGACUUCAUUGUUGAACGCGCGGAGAAGGCCUUAGAUUUGUUGAUGGGUAGUCCAACGCCGAGCUGGUACCGUCCGUACUACCCGACGUACAUUGACGAGCGCGCGAGGGCGUUGUGGGCGCCGAUUGUCAAGCACGCACCGAUUCCCGUCGUGAAAGAAGAUGAACUUGACGAAGAAGAAAAGACACGACGGGCGUUUCGCAAGCAGUUCAAAGAGAACAAGUUCCAGAAUUGGGAAGUGGACAAGAUCGACGUCUUAGACGGUGAAAUCGCCUCCCACUGCGUACAAUGCGGCAUCAGCAAAGAAGAGACACCAAAGAUGCGUCUCGGUCCAGAUAAGCGACGCUCUUUGUGCACCGCGUGCGGAUUGUUCUAUGCUUGCAUGGGUCACACGUAUCGGCCGAUGGGAUUCGCGGAUAACUUGAACUCUACUGUUGAAUUCAAGGACCUUCAAAUAAAUGGGUAUGUCGAGGUGAAAGAGGAGAAGAACGUCGAAGUCACGGACGAUGCGGAGGCGCGAUGCGAGCGCGUGGCGGUCACGUUAUCCGUAUCCGACGCUGGCGACCUAGUGUUGAACGUGGACGUCGUCGAGGAUGACAGGAUGGAAGUGGACGUCGCCGCCGAUGACGGUUUGAGUCGCUACGAGCGAACCGAAAAGGAUUGGGAGCGACACUCAGAACCCUUAUCGACCCAGUAUCCGGCUGUCAAUCGCUUCUUACCAGGUGCACCGGUAUCCACUUCCACGAUGCUCAUGAGGACGACUAGAGGCGUGGUCGAGGACUACCCCAUUGACGCUGUCGAUUGGUCGUCCUUGCCGCACUUCACUAAACUCGUCACUCUUGCGAGUACGGGGUUGAUUACCAAUAGACAGGUCAUGGCGGACGAACUUCCGGAGGAGCGACUGUACCAGCGAGCGGUACCCUACGCCGCGCACUCUCACCUCAAGCGCAUGGUUGAAACGGGGAGAUACGAAAAGUAUCAACUCAAUCUCACCGAAUCGGAGCGGUACAAACCCGUCGAGUACGAAUGGAAGCCAGACCAAAUAGAUGGUGACACGCUAUUCGGGUACUCGGAAGAGCAAGUGCAAGACUCCCUCGAAGCGCACAUGGAGCGGAAAGUAGAAGCUGCGGCCAUGGACGACGCCGACGAGACGAAACGAGAAAUGCUCGCAAACAUUGCUUUGGAGGAUCUCGACGCAAAGCGAACGUUUGAAUACCAGGUCCUGCGAAGCAUCGAGUCUUUUGAAAAGGCUGCAGAGAAGUCAGAACGCGAUGCUGAGCGCGAGCGUGAGCGCGAACGUCGACGUAGAGAUGCUGAAGAGGAAGAGGUUCGCCGCGAGGCUGAGAUGGAAUUGCACGGAGGGAGGCGCGUGGUGUGCAUGAAGGAAUCCAUCGGCUACAGCGCCGAAGAUCUUGCGGCCUACGAAGGCGAGGAAGAUAUUCCGGAUCCAAUCGCCAUUACCUGUGCCGGUCACGUAGGCAUGUUACAAACAAUGUGCAAAUCGCGCGCUGAACGCAUACACGAUGUCGCUUCAGACAAAAUAGUCGGUGGGGGCGAAUUCGAACGCAUGUCUGGCUGCGGCAGCUCAAAAAAAUGGCGAAAUUCGUGCCGCGUUCUCAAUCCCGACGACACGCCUGGCAUUACUAUCGGCGCGCACUUGGUCGAACGCGGCGAUGAAAAGGGCGAUGAUGUCAUCGGACGGCGCAUAGCGGUCUGGUGGGCGACAGAGCAGCUGUUCUACCUCGGGAAUGUUGAAGCUUACAACGUCGCGAACGGCGAUCAUUCAAUUAGGUACGACGAUGGUCAACUGGAGGACGUCGCGCUCUGCAUGCAACGCGUGAAGUGGCUCGAUUCGGACGUGCUUGUUCCGAACGACGAAGAGGAAGCCGAGGACGAAAAAGCGCCCUCUCGUCUCCACGUGCGUCCGCCAGGCGUUGCAGGCUCUGAAGAAGCCACCGUUCGAGUUCCACUAGGAGGAUUUAGCGUUUACACGCGUUUGAAACCAUCGACGACGACGAUGAAGCAUAGCGAGCGUCGUAAGUGCUUCGAAAUUCUACAAGCUGUUCGCAAAGUCGAAGCCGAUGGUAGAAGCUUAUCUGAACCGUUCGAAAGGCUCCCUUCGCGCUUCACCCUACCUGAUUACUACGAAAUCAUCAAGUGUCCGGUCGACUGUGCGGCGAUCGAGCGAAUGCUUCGGAAAUCCAUGGCUGGUUACCCGAAUGUCUGGUUCUUCCUCGUCGCGAUGGAGCUCAUGUUUACCAAUUGUCAGCGCUUUAACGAUCCCGCUUCGAUGCUCUACAGAGACGCCGAAGUCCUGAGAGGCGUCUAUCUCAAGGCGGUUCAGGAACGGUUUCCAGGCCACCCGGUGCCAUCAAAGAACAUUUACGACAACGUAGAUGAGCCAGCGUGGGAUAAACCAGUCGAUGAUGGCGUGAUUGAAGACGAAGACGAUCCAUUUCCGCAGAAGUACGUUCAACCAGAGCUCAGACAAUCAAACACACAAGCCGCCCCGCAAAGGAAGCGUCGUGCGCGGUAUGAUUCGGAUUCUGAGGAAUAUGUACCAAAGCGAAAGUCUCAACGCAGCGCGCCGAGAGAUCGUCGCGUGCCGAAGAACCCGCUCGACUGCGCGAUUUACGUCCUCUCUCGUGUUCACGGAAACGCAAUGCCAUUAAAUUCGCUUUAUGAAAUCAUGGUCGAGAAAGGUGUGGAUUGUGGUCUUUGGGGACGAAGACCACUCGCGGCGCUUGGCGCGCUAUUGCGACAAAACCCGCUCGUCUUUCGUGACGCUCGAGGUGGGGAAGUCUGGGAACUGGUGAACAAAGUGGAUGUCGAUACCGAUGAAGAAAUCGAUUACCUCGCGGAUGACGGUCGAGAAGAGAUGAGCGAAGACACCGCGGAGGCGUCUCCGCCGCCGGAAAAGAUAGAGAUGACAAAGCAAGAAACGAGCGCGUGUCGGAGCGUUCUGGCCGCUAUUCGCGCGAGCAAGGACAAAAAAGGACGCAAACGCGCGGAUCCUUUCGAGUUACUUCCUACGCGUAAGGCUUUACCCGAGUACUAUCGCGCCAUCUCUGCGCCCAUCGAUCUCGGCAGCAUUCAAAAAUGCUUGAACGCGGGCGGUUACCCCUCGACGUGGAUGUUUUGCGUCGCCCUCGAGCUCAUGCUUUCCAACUGCCAAAACUUCAACGAAUCGAGCAGCACGCUGUACAAAGAUGCCGAAGUCUUACGCGGCGUCAUCGCGAAGACGAUCCAAUCUUUGUACCCUGGUCAUCCCGUUCCCGAGCGCGACUCUCCGUACGACGCCGCCAAGUGCGUCGAGCCGCGCUGGCGCCCGCCCGCCGACAAAGGCGCUCCCAAGCCAAAACUUCGUUUCACCAUGAAAACCGUCUCCAAGUAG
Ostreococcus lucimarinus CCE9901 is the source of this 3990-nucleotide messenger RNA. RefSeq lists its product with no specific name. The transcript has a single exon. Gene Ontology annotation, biological process: regulation of DNA-templated transcription; chromatin remodeling. Gene Ontology annotation, molecular function: zinc ion binding; protein binding; sequence-specific DNA binding. Gene Ontology annotation, cellular component: RSC-type complex. Bases 1 to 3990 code for a protein of 1329 amino acids. NCBI's taxonomy places the organism in Eukaryota, Viridiplantae, Chlorophyta, Mamiellophyceae, Mamiellales, Bathycoccaceae. The record is from RefSeq and is a predicted model, not a curated record.